Molecule: messenger RNA, 3781 nt
Organism: Pelodiscus sinensis (Chinese soft-shelled turtle)
Lineage: Eukaryota; Metazoa; Chordata; Testudines; Trionychidae
Source: RefSeq, a predicted model, not a curated record
AGCUCUCUUUCUCUCCCUUUCUCUUUCAGCAUCCUUCUGUGAUCCUGUAGGUGAUAUAGAUACAGCAGCAUCCAUGGCCUGUUUUUUGCCUUAGCAUUGUUUUCCAUUUUGCUCUGACUGCUGCACGAAUCAGGGAUCUAAAGCAUUUAUUUUAAGGACUUACACUAAGCAUCUGGUAACUGGAAUUAUAUUUUCCUGGGUUUUUUUCAGGCUUCUUGGAAAUUGAGGAAUGCAAUUCUGCCACCAUGAUGGAAGGAUUGAAAAAGCGUACAAGGAAGGCCUUUGGAAUACGGAAGAAGGAAAAGGACACUGAUUCCACAGGAUCACCAGACAGGGAUGGAAUUCUGCCCAGCCCUCAUCCUCAUGAGCCAUCCUCCACUAACAAACCAGAAUGUGCACGUGAAGGAGGAAAAAAAAAUUCGAAGAAAAGCAACGGAGCUCCGAAUGGAUUUUAUGCAGAGAUUGACUGGGAAAGAUAUAAUUCACCUGAGCUUGAUGAAGAGGGAUACAGCAUCAGACCAGAAGAACCAGGCUCUACCAAAGGAAAGCACUUUUAUUCCUCAAGUGAAUCAGAAGAAGAAGAAGGAGAGUCACACAAGAAAUUUAACAUUAAGAUUAAGCCUUUGCAGGCUAAAGACAUUCUGAAGAGUGCAGCAACUGUAGAUGAAUUGAAAGCCUCAAUAGGAAACAUUGCACUUUCUCCAUCUCCAGUGAGGAAAAGUCCGAGGCGCAGCCCGGGUGCAAUUAAAAGGAACUUAUCUAGUGAAGAAGUAGCAAGACCAAGGCGUUCAACCCCAACUCCAGAACUUGUAAGCAAAAAAGCCCCAGAUGAUCCUUCAGCUCUGGCCCCACUGUUUGGCCCACCACUGGAGACAGCAUUUGCGGAACAAAAAUUGGAAGCUCCUUUAGAUCAGACUGAGAUAUGGGGUUUGGUCCAGCCAGAGAAUUCAAAUCUAGAGUCUCCAAAGCUACCAAGACCUUUUCCAACUGGAAGUAAGUUAAGUGUGGAUUAUCAGUCUGAAAAAAGCAGAUGUUUCAUUUUUAUUAUUUGGUCUACUCUACACCCUAGGACGGGUUCUCCAUUAACAGUUGGAAUAGGAAGUGACCAGACAGCAACAGAGGUCAAAAGUGACAAACUACCAUCAAUCAAUGACUUGGACAGCAUUUUUGGUCCAGUAUUAUCCCCCAGGUCUAUUGCUGUUAACGCAGAAGAUAAGUGGGUCAAUUUUUCUGAUCAGUCCCCGGAAAACAUAACUGCUGAAUUGACGUCAAGGGAAAAAGUGGUGUCCCCAACUGUGGCAUCAGAAAUCCCAGCUGAAUCUCCAGCUGUUGAAACCUCUCGCAAUGUUCCAUCACCUCUCAAUUUAGAAGAGGUUCAGAAGAAAAUUUCUGAGCAAACCCACGUUAAAGAUGAUAACUUAGAAUCAGCUGCAUCUCCUAAAGAUUUUGGGUUGGGACAGAGAGCUACACCACCUCCCCCUCCGCCACCUACCUACAGAACAGUGGUGUCAUCACCUGGACCCAGCUCUAGCAGUGGCACAGGAAGCACCAGCGGUUCUUCAUCUCCGGCUCGUCCAACGACUCCUCUGGCUGCCUGCAGCAGCACUACUCCACCACCUCCUCCACCUCGGCCCCCAUCUCGGCCAAAACUGCCUCCAGGGAAGCCUGGGGUUGGUGAUGUGUCCAGGCCUUUUAGCCCUCCUAUUCAUUCAUCCAGUCCUCCUCCGGUAGCACCUUUAGCUCGUGCUGAAAGUACUUCUUCCAUAUCAUCCACCAAUUCCUUGAGUGCAGCCACUACUCCCACAGUUGAGAAUGAACAGCCUUCCCUCGUUUGGUUUGACAGAGGAAAGUUUUAUUUGACUUUUGAAGGCUCUUCUAGAGGACCCAGUCCUUUGACGAUGGGAGCACAGGAUACCCUCCCUGUAGCAGCAGCAUUCACAGAAACUGUUAAUGCAUACUUUAAAGGAGCAGACCCUAAUAAAUGUAUAGUGAAGAUAACUGGAGAAAUGGUGCUGUCAUUUCCUGCUGGAAUUACCAGACAUUUUGCCAAUAAUCCAGCCCCAGCUGUUCUAACCUUCCGUGUGAUAAAUUACAACAGGUUAGAACACGUCCUGCCAAAUCCCCAACUUCUCUGCUGUGACAGUACACAAACUGAUGCCAACACAAAAGAAUUCUGGGUAAACAUGCCAAAUCUGAUGACUCAUCUAAAAAAAGUGUCUGAACAGAAACCACAAGCAACGUAUUACAAUGUGGAUAUGCUCAAAUACCAGGUAUCAGCCCAAGGUAUUCAGUCUACUCCAUUAAACCUUGCAGUGAGCUGGCGGUGUGAAUCUACAAGCACUGACCUUCGCAUUGACUACAAAUAUAAUACAGAGGCAAUGACUACACCCGUAGCGCUAAACAACGUCCAAUUCCUAGUUCCCAUAGAUGGAGGUGUAACAAAACUUCAAGCUGUGCUUCCACCUGCUGUUUGGAAUGCUGAACAGCAAAGAAUAUUGUGGAAGAUUCCUGAUAUCUCACAAAAAUCAGAAAACGGAGGUGUGGGUUCUUUGCUGGCAAGAUUCCAGCUGUCUGAAGGACCGAGCAAACCUUCGCCACUGGUAGUGCAGUUUACAAGUGAAGGGAGCACUCUCUCCAGCUGUGAUAUAGAACUUGUGGGAGCAGGGUACCGGUUUUCACUCAUUAAAAAGAGAUUUGCAGCAGGAAAAUACUUGGCUGAUAACUAAAGGAAGCCUAUGCAAGUAUAUGGAAAAUCCAUAUAACCAAGGACUGCUUUGUGUGGAACGGGUUUAAAUUACGGUUUAAGGGAAAUGAACUAAAUCCUGCAUUUGGGGCACUUCUGUUGGAAGUGUCAGCGACUUUCAGCAUUUUUUCCUGAGAAAACACCGUCUUGACCAGUCCUACAGUAUUUACUUCUAGAUGUAACAUUGGUAAUGGUUUUAAAAUGUAAUUAUUGUAUUUGUAAAUUGUAUUCAUUGCAGUAAGGCUGUAUUUUGGCAGUUAGACACUUGAGUUUUAGCAUUUUACCAUUCAUGAAAUGGAUGUAAUUUAAACUGUGGUAUACAAAUUUAAUAGUAGUACUGUUGAAUGGCACAAUGCUUACAGAGGUAGAUUACAUUUUGUCAAUAUAUACGAUUUAAAUACAAUCCUGGUAGCUGUUAAAAAGAAGGGGGUGCCUCAUGAAAAGAGAGUUAAGUAAAACCUGCAAACUGAUUUACUUUUUCUUCAGUCAUUAGUAUGUCUUAUAAUAGUGCUAAAUAAAAGGUCUAUCUUUAAUUGUUUAGCUGAUUUAACUCCAAAAUAAUAUUUUAGUAAAUAUGGAGGUUAUAACAUAUUCCCCUCUCCCCAAAAUGAACAACCAAACAAAAAAUAAAAACUCAAGGUCCAUACUUCUUAAAAUACUUAUUUCAGACUUCAUAACAAAUAAUGCAACUUUUCCAAAUAUAGUUUUCUAUUUUUAUGGACUUUUGCUUUUUCCCAAUAUUCUGACACUUUACAAAUGUAUAGAUUAUUACGUAAGCAAACAAUUUGACGGUUAGUGAUUACUCUGAGCCUACAGAACACUGGAUGUCCACAGAUAGUAAUUGGGCAUAUUUUCAGCUACCGCCUCCACUUUUGCAAUCCUUUUUGAUAGGGGAUUUGGGACUACCAUAUGUAAGAUGCUUUACAGCAAUGUAAGAAAAACUCCUUGUCUCGAUAUUUAAGAGCCAAAACAAUCCAACAUCCCACCCCCUGCAAAAUUCACUGGUGAAAGAAUGCAAUAUAUUCCUACCCUAUAGCC